Stomoxys calcitrans (stable fly) is the source of this 3034-nucleotide messenger RNA. RefSeq lists its product as uncharacterized. Lineage: Eukaryota; Metazoa; Arthropoda; Insecta; Diptera; Muscidae. Bases 1351 to 2793 code for a protein of 480 amino acids. The record is from RefSeq and is a predicted model, not a curated record. The transcript is spliced from 5 exons.
UUAGCUUUUUUAAUUUUCAUUAUUUAGUAACAGCAAAUUCCUUAACAGUUGCCAUGUGUUCCCUCAGUUUGACAGUGAAAUGAAGCCAUCAGUGUGGUCUGCACCACUCAACCCUCUUCAUGUUAACAAAGCUCCUACUGCCAAACAUAACGAUAACCGAGCAACUUGCCCAUCUAUGCAAAAGCUCACCGCUGGGCAACAGAGUUGCCAAUAGGAAUCAUCACAAAAACGCAUAGCCAACAAUACCGCUACGUUUAAUGCUGUUUUCUCUUAAUUUAAGGGCAUACAUUUAAGAGUAUGCCACAAAAGGAUGUACUACAGGUCCUUUCUAUUGAUUUUCCACAGCAAUACAAAAGAAAAUUGAGGAAAACAAAAUUGACAGUUGGCCAGUGUCAGAUGGAAAAUGACAAAAUAAGCAACAAAAACGAAAAAAAAGGAUCCAAGAACUUUUCUAAAGAGUAGACACAGAAUUGCAAUAAAAAUAAAAAAGGAAUAAAUUUAAAUUUUAUUUUGUGCAAAUAUGAAAGGACUUUAAAAGUCGUAAAUCAAGAAAGUGUGUGUGUUUGUAGUUGUAUAGCAUUAUUAGUUUAUAAAUAAGAAGAAAAGUAGGAAAAAUUCUGACAAAAACUAAUUGAAAGAUUGAAUCUCAGAAAAGCCAUAUUAAAAAAUACAAAUUAAAAAAAAAUCUACAGUUCUUGUUAAGGAGGUGGGGAUAUAAGAAGAAGAAGAAAAACAGUGCUUUACAUGCAAUAACAUUAUACAAUUUGAUGGUAUCAGCCUAGAUUUAUGCAAAUUUUUUGUGUUUUGAAAAUCUGUUCAAGGAUUUUUCCUACCUACCCGACCGACACAUUGGUACAUAUGUGUGCUUAAGUGUGUGUGUGUGAGUGUUUGAUGUUUUCAUCGGAACAAGGAAAUACAGCAGUGUACAGGAUAAGCGAAUGAACCAAGGGAAACUUUCAAUCACGCACAACGUCAACAUCCCGUGGCCGCUGUCGUCGUCUUCGUCAUCAUCGUCUGCAAAGUUUUUGCUUGCCCCCCGCGCUGUUGUUUUCAAUUCAAAAAAUAAUCAAAGCAUUCACAUGUGAAAACUUCAUUCACUUGGUAGUCGACUCUAAGCUCCCAUUAUUAAAUCAAUAUUCGGCUCAUUAAAACCAAGUCUCGCUAAAGCAACCAACGAGGGCUACGUUGCCAAGGGUUACUUUGCUGCUGUUACUUCAAAUUUAAAGUUUUUCUCACUCUCUCUAGCAGUUGUUCGAGCAGGGAAGAGGAGACAACAUAUGUUGUAUUGAAAAUAUUGGAGGACCUAGAUUACCGCCGCCGCCGCCAACGUCACUCAUCACAUCGCGAACUAUGUAUAAAACCAUAAGGCACGGAGAAAAUAGUUUGCAAUAUACUAUUCUACCACAGAAUGAUGAUUUCCGCCUGGAGGGCAAAAUCAAGUCAACGGGCAGUUCCAAGAAAUGCAAAAAUAAACGACCUCGCCGCAGAUCCUUCUUUGCCUACUUGGGUCUGCUGUUUGUUUGCACCGUAAUCAUAGGAGCUGUUUUGGUGCCAUUCUUGGUAUCGGCCGAGUGUCUGCCCAAUCCUGCGGAAUGGUUUUUAAAAACCAAGGCCGCCUUUACCAAAGCAGCAGGUGCUGCCGAUACCAGCCACACCAGUCAUCCCUUGGAAAAUAAAGAGUCAGCGCAUUCCACAUCACAUGCGGGCAAUGCCUUGGCCAAUUCCAUGCUAAACAAAGGCAAUCUGUUGGCUUUGAACAAAGCCAAUGUGGGCAAGCCGGUGAAAAUUAUCAACAAGGAUGGAGUGGAGAAGAUUAUACUUAAGGUCAAUAAAACGUCCAUAUCCAGCAAUACCAAUGCAAACGAUGACAAUUUAAUAUCAAAUCAAGCUGCUGUUGCUGCUAAAGACCAAGUCACAAUUUCAAAUAACUCUGAUGGCAACUCUAAUGCGGUGAUCACAAAGGAAACGGAAGUGCAAGAGAAAAUCACCAUACAUGAGUUGAGCGAUGUGGCAAAAAAUAUCAUUACAACUCCAGCCGCCGCCCAAAUAGAAAAGGAUGAAGUAACACAAAAACCUAUGCCCGCCACCUCAGUAAUGGACUCAAUGCCAGCGGCUGCCACCACGAUGGCCACUUUAAUGGCUAUGGCGCCAAAUCGUACUCUUUCCUCGGCUGCCUUGCCAAAUGUACCAAGGGCUUCUUUGCAAUCAUCGCUAAAUCAGAAUGCCAGCAAUUCCUCCUCGUCCUUGUUGUCCUCUUCAUCAUCAUCGUCAUCUUCUACACAGCCCACUAUAACGACACGCAUAAUGCAGGUGCCUCUGUUAAAAUCAACAGCCAAGAAACCGGCCAUACCGCCUGUGCUAGUGAAAAAUCUUUCACCUGUACAACAGCCUACACCAGACAGCAAUAGCAACUUAAAUGAUAUCAUACCUUCGAAGACCCUUCAAACUGCAGAGAGUGUUGGAGCAAAUGGCAUGACAAUUGCCGGAAGUGGAAAGGAAGCCAGCAAUAAUAACAACAACAACGAUUGGAUUCAUACACACUGGCCCUAUAUUGAUCCAUCCACCUAUUUCCAAUGGAAUGGCUAUAAAACCGAGGAUAGCGUUUUAUUGCCAGCCCUAUUGGGUUUUGCUUUAAUUGGUGUCAUUCUAAUCAUAACGGUCUGUUUGGUGGCACGCAACAAAAGGACUAUUGUCACUUCCGUCAGGAAACGCAAUCGUAAUGAUAUUGAGGAAACUGGAGCCGAAGAUAAUACCACCUUAUUAACCAACUCAAAUUUAUCGGAUGAAGAUUAAAUGCAACAUCCCCAAAACAUUCAACACCCAACAUUAGAAAAAUGAGGUGACUAAACCUAAACCCUACACUAAUUUGAAACAUUUAAUUUAAAAAAAUAUGGAAUUCAUAAAAAGUUUUAAUUUUUCGCCUUAAAUAUCAUCAGUUUUAUACUAAAUAAUUGUCUCUAAGACAAAUAAGUUGAAAAUGAUGACCGGUGCGUUUGAAAAGGUUUUUAAGAUCUCCAUGGAAAUUUUGUUGUAA